Messenger RNA from Coregonus clupeaformis (lake whitefish), 3195 nucleotides. Its product is annotated as myosin light chain kinase, smooth muscle-like. The record is from RefSeq and is a predicted model, not a curated record. Gene Ontology annotation, biological process: protein phosphorylation. Gene Ontology annotation, molecular function: protein kinase activity; protein binding; ATP binding. Bases 321 to 2702 code for a protein of 793 amino acids. The transcript is spliced from 16 exons. NCBI's taxonomy places the organism in Eukaryota, Metazoa, Chordata, Actinopteri, Salmoniformes, Salmonidae.
UAAUUGGACAUGAUAAAUAUAGUGGUUUCCUGUGGUGGGGUUGAGAGCUAGCCAGUGGGCUGUAGCCAGUGUGAAAGCAAUGCCAGAUGAGGUGUGAACUGUGAACCAAAAUGAACAUUUGAGACUUUCUUUCACUUUCCCUAUCUCUGCAAAGCGAUGUGUGAGAGUGUGAGAGAAAUCAAAAAUAAUAAAAGGAGACAGCCGAUAAGAGGAGAGGGCGAAAAAGGGGUAGUUGAUAGACAGCGAAUCUGGAAACUUGUCGUGUCAGCUUAACAUUGAAUGGUUGCCUCUUCAGAUUUGGCCAUUUUCACCUGGCAAAGAUGGACAAGGGCAACAUGGGCCCCAAGAAGACGUUUGUGUCCACUUUUCGGAUGGACUUUAAGCCUGCCGCCCCUCAGUUUGUGUUGAAAGGGAUCAAGAAUGGGCUGGAGGAUCGGGGCACUGCUCAGGGGGGUAGCAGCAAGCAGGGAACUAUAUCAACAGAAAAUAAACUAACCGUCAUCUGUCCACGGAAGGCACCUCACUUCACAGAGCCUCUGCAGGACCGCACAGCGGAGGAGGGAAGUGACAUCACAAUUCAAGAAAAAGAAACAAUCGCCAAGACUAGUGACAAGAAGUUCCCCAGUCAGUCCUCAGACAAGGAAGUGGAGAGUAGAAGUACAAGAGCCUCCUCCACUCCUCAACACACAAGUACCCACAGAGACGAGAAGGGGAUAGAUAUCACCCCAAAGAGAAGAGUAUCCACUGAAAAGGGUCCCCUGCUGGAGUUUCUGGACCCCCAAGAGCAGUUGGAUGUGCGGGUGGGAGGGCAGGCCAGACUCCACUGUGCCUUCAGGAGCUGUAGUUUUCCUGUGGCAUCCUGCUGGAUCUACAACAGAGAGCAGGUGGUUGUAGGCAGGCCGAGGACUCGUGUAGAGAGCAGUGACACUGACAGCUGUGUGGAGAUAUCUCAAGCUUGUCCAGAUGAUGCGGGUACAUACACUAUAUUGGUGCAGAAUCGCAGGGGCUCGGCUCAGCACACAGUCACCCUCAGUGUUAUCGACCGGCCACACCCUCCGGCAUCUAGUCCUGUGGUCUCCCAGCUCUCCUCCCGCUCCCUGGUCCUGUCCUGGUCGGGGCCCAGCUACGACGGGGGCAGUGCCGUCACAGGCUACGUGGUGGAGGUGAGACGAGAAGGCCCAGAGAAGCCUGAGGACUGGAGUGAGGUGACGACCCGCUGCAAGAACACCUCGUACCGGGUCCGCUCGGUCGUGGAGCCCCUGGGGGAGUACCGCUUUCGUGUUCGGGCCUACAAUUCAGCGGGUGUCAGUGAGCCGAGUGAGGAGUCGGACUGUGUCAAGAUGGACACCAGAGUAGAGUCAAAAGAGGAAUCCCAAUCGUAUGUGACUGUCACCAUUGACACCACGCACAAAAUCAAGGAUCAUUACAAUGUGCAUGAGAAGCUGGGAGUGGGGAAGUUUGGCCACGUCUUCAGGCUGAGUCACAAGGAGACAGGUCAGGUGUGUGCAGGGAAGUUCUACCGGGCCCAUGGCUCCAAGGCGAAGGCUGCGGCGCGCAGGGAGAUCGAGCUGAUGAACUGCCUCCACCACCCCAAGCUGGUGCAGUGCCUCGGGGCCUAUGACACCCGCUCCGAAAUCAUCAUGGUGAUGGAGUACAUCGCCGGCGGGGAACUGUUUGCGCGUAUCGUGGAUGACAACUUUGAGCACACGGAGCCCACCAGCGCACGCUACAUGCAACAGCUCCUGGAGGGCAUGCGGUACGUCCACCGGCAGAACAUUGUUCACUUGGACCUCAAGCCAGAAAACAUUGUGUGUGUAGACACCACGGGCACGCGGAUUAAGAUCAUCGACUUUGGCCUGGCAGCCAAACUAGAGCCUGGUACUCCACUGAUGGUGAUGCAUGGGUCGCCAGAGUUUGUGGCCCCGGAGGUGAUCAGCUACGAGCCGGUAGGGCUGGCCACGGACAUGUGGAGCAUCGGAGUCAUCUGUUUCAUCUUGCUAAGCGGUGAAUUGCCCUUCCAAGGUAACAGUGACGCAGAAACCCUGGGCCUGGUGACGGCCGCCUGCUAUGAGUUUGACCAGGAAAGCUUCGAGGACAUCUCGGACCAGGCUAAAGACUUCAUCACCUCCCUGCUCAAGAAGGACACAAGGGGUAGGCUGUUGUGUGAUGAGGCCCUUGCCCACCCCUGGAUGGCCUCUUUUACACAACUGGUCCGCCGGCCCACCAAGUCCCUCAAGAAGGACAAGAUUAGACGUUUCUUGGCCAAGCGCAGAUGGAAGAAAACGGGCAAGGCUGUAAUAGCACUGCAGAGGAUGGCCAACCUCACCAACAGUCCUGACUCUCCUGGAAGCUCUGGGGAGGAGGCUAGCUGGAGCCCGGAGGCAGAGCGGGCCAUCCAGUCCCUGGAUCAGGAGCUGCAGAGUGAACCCCGCUUCCAGCAGGCCCUAAGGGACACCAGCCAGCCCCGGGGAUCUACUGCCCGCCUGGCAUGCCGCAUCCAGGGCUACCCCGAGCCAGAGGUGAUGUGGCUUAAGGACGAGAGGCCCGUAGAGUCGUCGUCGAGGGUUACCGUGGAGUACGAUGGCAUGUGUGAGCUGGUCCUGACUGACCUGGGACCUGCCGACUCUGGGAUUUACAAGUGCAGAGCCACCAACGACCUGGGGGAGGCACUGUGCUCAGCCAAACUUACAGUGGAAAUGUAGAAUGAGAACACAAAACAACUACGACUGGAUCCCAAUUCUACACCGUUUUCCCCAAAGAUUUAACAAUGGUGGAAACUCCCUAGUAGCCGAUGAUAACACCAAUCCAAUGUUUUGAAUCCAUAAUGGGAAGUGUGGAAGUGUACACUUUAGGAGAAGGGUGGGGAAUCGGGAUGCAGCCUACAAUCAAUGUUGGAGAAGCUACUCUGAAAAUAUAGUUUACCAAGCUACCAAUUACUUCACACUGGAAGAAGUUAAGCUAGGUUACUUAACUAAAGUUACUUUGAAAAAGUAGUUCACUACAUCCAAACUACUUCAUGAAAAAUUAUCAUAUCAGAAAUGUCAUAGAAUACAAAUUGCAAGAACUGAUCACUCUUGUUAACAGAAUGUGUAAUUUAUCCUAUUAAGCACAAAAACAUUGUUUCAAGUGAGAAUUCGUUAGGUCUGAUGCCCGAAAAAGAAAGGAAAUUGCCUACUUCACCCAUAUUUUAGCAAA